AAAGGGAACAUCUUUCUCACACAAAGACGAGUACCCACUUGUAACAGCAUGCCAAUAGCACUAUACAUCAAGACAGCAUUGCCUCAAGCUAGCCAGAAACAUAAUUGACUGGCUAGAGCUUAAACUAUGCUUAUUUCUUUCUGAUAGGGACAAACACUACGAGCUCACAGCACUCUCUUCCUGCAGUUCAGAGAGCACAUUACUAAGCUAAGGCAGAGAGCAUUAAGUAGUAUAGUGAAUGGGAAGAAGCUGAAUGGUAAAAUAUUACAAACCUCUUAUCCUGCAACAGAGAGGAAACCUUAAAUGAAGAUGCUUAUAUACACAUUUAUUUUGCUACUGCUAUGUGUUACCGCAAUUAGCUUGGAUCUGACAUAUAGUCAUAGCGCUGUUCUGGAUGCCCAGGGUAAAUAUAAAAUAAGCUGGACCCACAAGGACAGUACCAUUACCUUUCUGGUUCAAGUGGAAACGCUGGGCUAUGUUGGAUUUGGAUUUUCACCAAAUGGGGCCAUGGCAUCUUCCGAUAUAGUUAUUGGAGGGGUCUACAGAGGAAAACCCUAUUUCCAGGAUUACUUUACAGAUAGUAAAAGAGUUCUUCACAGAGACACCCAGCAAAGUUAUCAACUUAAGUAUGCAAUAGAAAAUGGCACACACACUACCCUUGAGUUCAGCCGAGCUCUUCAAACCUGUGACCUGUAUGAUAAAAAUAUAACGGAAAGCACAAUACGAAUUAUUUGGGCAUACCAUGAUAAUGACAUUGAAGGCACUGGGCCAACCUACCAUGGGUCAAAUCGUGGUCAGAAGAGCUUACGCCUACUUAACCCAGAAAAAAAUGUUAUGUUUGAAGAAAAUCAGUCUUUCAGCUUUACACAUCAGAACGUUCCUAUUCCAUAUAAAGACACAACUUAUUGGUGUCAGAUGUUUAAGAUUCCAGUAAUGAACAAGAAGCACCACGUCAUUAAGGUUGAACCACUAAUACAAAAGGGUCAUGAGAGUCUGGUACAUCACAUACUACUAUACGAAUGUAAAAGAGAUGCGCAGGAUACUGUCCUUGAAUAUGGACAUGAAUGCUACCACCCCAAUAUGCCUGAUAUAUUUCUUACAUGUGAAACGGUACUAUAUGCUUGGGCUAUUGGAGGAGAGGGAUUCACAUAUCCACCUAAUGUUGGAUUGUCAAUUGGGAUGCCUGAAGACCCAACAUAUGUCUUAAUGGAAAUCCACUAUGAUAAUCCUUCUCACCAGGAAGGUUUAAUUGAUAACUCAGGACUUAAAAUGUAUUAUACUCCACACACAAGGAAAUAUGAUGCUGGUGUUUUAGAGGCGGGCAUUUGGGUUAGUCUAUAUCACAUGAUCCCACCAGGUAUGCCUGCAUUCAGCUCUGAAGGACACUGCACUGUGGAAUGUUUGGAAGAGGCUCUGAACUAUGAACAGCCAGAUGGCAUCCAUGUUUUUGCUGUCCUUCUUCAUGCUCAUGAAGCUGGGCAAGUGCUCCGAACUCGUCACUUCAGGAAAGGAAUUGAGCAGAAGUUACUUGCUUAUGACAACGAAUUUGAUUUCAAUUUUCAAGAGUUCCAAUACCUGGAUGAAGAAAGGACCAUCUUACCUGGAGAUAACAUCAUUACAGAAUGCCAGUACAAUACAAAGAGCCGACCCACAAUGACGUGGGGUGGUCUAAGUGCAAGAGAUGAGAUGUGCCUUUCCUAUUUAAUUUACUACCCCAAAAUUAAUCUUGCUCGAUGUGAAAGCAUCCCUGAAAUAAAUGAGCAACUUCAGUUCAUUGGUGUGAAAGAAAUAUACAGGCCAGUUACGUCCUGGCCUCUAAUAAUUAAGAGCCCAAAACGGUACAAUAAUCUAACAUUUCCAGAGGCUAUGAACACAUUUCAGUGGUCUAGGAAGAAAGGAAAUGCCUUCAAUGAACGAGUCAGGAAAAUGCCAAUAAAUGUGAGGUGUUCUAAACAUGAAAGUGAAGAAUGGUCGGUUAAUGGAAUGCUCAUAUCACCACCUGAAGUGAAAUCAUACACAGUAGAAGAAAAUGAAUGUGUCUCAUCUUUGCCGUCACUAUCAUCUUGUUCAGUGGCAAACACAGUCAGAAAUCUGGUGAUUGCAGCAAGCACGCUAAUACACAAGAUCUUAUAA
This is a messenger RNA of Nanorana parkeri, 2133 nucleotides long. It is a transcript of the gene MOXD1, whose product is annotated as monooxygenase DBH like 1. The transcript is spliced from 12 exons. Bases 304 to 2133 code for a protein of 609 amino acids. Lineage: Eukaryota; Metazoa; Chordata; Amphibia; Anura; Dicroglossidae. Gene Ontology annotation, molecular function: dopamine beta-monooxygenase activity; copper ion binding. The record is from RefSeq and is a predicted model, not a curated record. Gene Ontology annotation, biological process: dopamine catabolic process; norepinephrine biosynthetic process; octopamine biosynthetic process. Gene Ontology annotation, cellular component: secretory granule membrane.